Messenger RNA from Baudoinia panamericana UAMH 10762, 1653 nucleotides. RefSeq lists its product as uncharacterized. Lineage: Eukaryota; Fungi; Ascomycota; Dothideomycetes; Mycosphaerellales; Teratosphaeriaceae. Gene Ontology annotation, molecular function: imidazoleglycerol-phosphate synthase activity; oxo-acid-lyase activity. Gene Ontology annotation, biological process: L-histidine biosynthetic process. Bases 1 to 1653 code for a protein of 550 amino acids. The transcript has 2 exons. The record is from RefSeq and is a predicted model, not a curated record.
AUGCCGACUGUGCACUUGCUCGACUACGCAGCGGGCAAUAUCCGCUCACUUGUAAACGCCAUUGAAAAAUUGGGCUGGGAGGUGGAAUGGAUCAAGUCACCAGGUGAUGUGGCAACGGCGGAGAAACUCAUUUUACCUGGCGUAGGCCACUUCGGCCACUGCCUAUCUCAAUUUGCCAAUGCCGGCUACGCUGAGCCUGUUAUAGCCUACAUCGAGUCCGGAAAGCCGUUCAUGGGCAUAUGUGUAGGUCUGCAAGCUUUGUUCGAAGGCUCGAGUGAGAGCCCAGCCGUACCGGGACUUGGUGUCGUUAAAGGCCGCCUGGAGCGCUUCCGCAACGAUGAGAAAAGCGUCCCCCAUAUCGGCUGGAACUCUGCCAACACCCUGUCAUGCCGCGACUCAUCCGAGCAACGUAGUGUCUAUGGUCUUAGACCUGACAGCAAGUAUUAUUACGUCCACUCGUACGCUAUGCCUUACAGAGAAGGUGAGCUUGAGAAGGACGGUUGGAACGUGGCGACGGCUCGCUACGGUAGCGAAGACUUUGUCGGAGCGAUUGCAAAGGGGAACGUGCUGGCUACGCAGUUCCAUCCGGAGAAGAGCGGCGCAGCUGGCCUCCGAGUACUGAAAGCUUUCCUGGAAGGUCGAGCGAAGGAGCCGUUACUGGCGAAUGCAAACUCUGCGUACACCAAAGAAGGACUCACUCGUCGGGUUAUUGCUUGCUUGGACGUCCGCGCCAACGACCAAGGCGAUCUAGUUGUCACCAAAGGGGAUCAGUAUGACGUUCGUGAAAAGUCGAACAAUGCAGUCCGCAACCUCGGCAAGCCCGUCCAAAAGGCGCAGCAGUAUUAUGAGCAAGGCGCGGAUGAAGUCACGUUCCUCAACAUUACCUCUUUCCGUGAUACGCCGCUCAAGGACCUACCCAUGCUAGAGGUGCUUCGACAAACAGCCGCCACCACCUUUGUCCCGCUGACGAUAGGCGGGGGCAUCCGCGACACUCUCGAUCCGGAGACGAACCGAACGGUUCCGGCACUUGAAGUAGCCACCCUCUACUUCAAGUCUGGAGCAGACAAAGUCUCGAUUGGUUCGGACGCUGUCACAGCAGCAGAGCAAUACUACGCUUCCAACCGGACACUCACCGGCAAGACCGCGAUUGAGACCAUCAGUGAAGCGUACGGCGCGCAGGCCGUAGUCGUAUCAGUAGACCCCAAACGAGUGUACGUAUCUGAUCCAGAGGCGACGACUCAUCACGCGCUCCAGACGAGCUUUCCUGGCCCGCAAGGUGAGAGAUACUGCUGGUAUGCGUGCACCAUCAAAGGUGGUCGCGAGACGCGCGACCUCGACGUGGUACAGCUAGUGACCGCUGUUGAAGCGAUGGGCGCCGGCGAGAUUCUGCUGAAUUGCAUCGACAAGGACGGUACGAACUCUGGCUUUGACAUCGAGCUGAUCAGGUCGGUAAAGGCGGCAGUCAACAUACCGGUCAUUGCUUCGAGCGGUGCUGGCAGUGCCGAUCACUUUGCGGAAGUGUUCGAGCAGACGGAUGUUGAUGCUGCGCUUGGUGCUGGGAUCUUUCAUCGAGGAGAGUGGACAGUGAAGCAGGUCAAGGAGGAGCUGCAAAAGCGCGGUUUGAUGGUCAGACGGUUUGAGGAGCAAAUCUGA